Sodiomyces alkalinus F11 is the source of this 1833-nucleotide messenger RNA. RefSeq lists its product as hypothetical. The transcript has 2 exons. NCBI's taxonomy places the organism in Eukaryota, Fungi, Ascomycota, Sordariomycetes, Glomerellales, Plectosphaerellaceae. Gene Ontology annotation, biological process: carbohydrate metabolic process; fungal-type cell wall organization. The record is from RefSeq and is a predicted model, not a curated record. Gene Ontology annotation, cellular component: fungal-type cell wall. Gene Ontology annotation, molecular function: glycosyltransferase activity; hydrolase activity, hydrolyzing O-glycosyl compounds. The coding region runs from base 166 to 1395 and encodes 409 amino acids.
CAACCGUUGCCACUCGCUCAUCAACGGUCCUUUCUUUAUUGCCCUUUUUUUCUUUCUUUAUCACCACACUCGCUAAAUAUAUACCUCACGACACCUGUCGUAUAAUAAUCCCUCACCCGUACUUAGCAACUACACCCGAGGAUUCAUCAACCUAGAACGAUCGCGAUGCUGUCCAAGACCUUCUACGCGGCCACCGUGGCUCUUGCCGCGUCCACCUUAGUCUCCGCGCAGACCUUCACUGACUGCGACCCCACCAAGGAAGACUGCCCCAACGCCCCUGCUUUUGGGGACGACGUCUUCCUUGAUUUCUGCGUCAACAACGGCGAGGACUAUAUCUACAGUCUCGACGGCACCACUGUUACAUACGACGAUGAGCACGGCGCCGUCUUCUCCAUCUCUAGACUCGGCCAAGCACCCACCCAGUCUUCGCACAAGUACCUCUUCUUCGGCGAAGUCGAGUGUACAGUCAAGGCCGCUCCUGGUCCCGGCAUCGUGACUAGCAUUGUCCUCGAAGCCGAUGACCUCGACGAGAUUGACUGGGAGUGGGUUGGCGGCGACAACUUCAACGUGCAGACCAACUACUUCAGCAAGGGUGACACCACCACCUACGACCGCGGCGGCAUCCACCCCAUCGAGAACCCUACCGGCCAGUUCCACACGUACGGUAUUGUCUGGACGAAGGAGAAGAUCGACUGGACCAUCGACGGCAAUGUCAUCCGUACCCUCACCUACGAGGAGGCCAAGGGCGGCAAGGAGUUCCCUCAGUCGCCCAUGCAGCUGAAGUUCGGUACUUGGGUCGCCGGCCGCCCCGACGCCGGUGAGGGCACCAUCGACUGGGCCGGUGGUAUGGCCGACUUCUCCAAUGGUCCUUUCGACGCCUACUACCGCGACUGCCGCAUCGUCGACUACGCCGGUGGCGUUGAGGGCGCCAUUGAGUACAAGUACGGCGACCGCUCCGGCACCUGGGAGUCCGUCAUCGUCAUCACCGAGGAUGGCGAGGCCCCUCCCACCACCCCGACCACCACCGCCAGGACCACGACUACCUCCCCCACCACUGCCGCCCGCACAUCCACUAGCUCUCCUGCCAGCACCUCCGCGGCCCAGUCGUCUGCCCAGCCCUCCAGCUCACCCAACGCCAGCUCCGCCAGCUCGGCCAGCUCUUCCGCUGAGUCUACGCUGGUCACCUCCGUCGUCCCGUCCUCUUCUGCCGCUUCCUCUGCUGCCGCUUCCUCUGCUGCGGAGACCAGCGCCGCCUCGACGCCUCCAAUCUCGCCCGAUAACGCCGCUGUCGAGCAGCCCAGCGCCGCCCCCAGCGAUGAGCCUUCUUCCGGCAUGACCACUCGUGCUAACUUUGCCCUGGGCAUUGCCGGUCUGGUCCUCGCCUACCUGUUCUAAGUCGAACGGUGCUUCAAGGCAGACAAUUGCGGUGUUUGCGUGCGAUCGCCCGAGUGCGGAUCACGCCUCUUCGCUCUGCGUUGAACGUCGACACGGCAAAGCAGGGACCACACGCGGCUCACAUAUAACAUAAAACCACGCCGGUCAGACGGGGGAGCUUGAUCAUAUACUUUCUCUACUUCUCAUUGUCUCUCUCUCACCUCAUCUCUCAGUUAUCCUUGCGGAUCUCACGCUAUAUCUCGGAUUAACUGCUGUGGGCGGCACAUAACUUACGAGCGAGUUUUGGACAAUCUACCCCUUUUGCGCAAUACAUAGGUUUUUUUUUGUAAUGGCAUCAUGCUCUUCUCUCUGGGCCUUUCAUCGGCGCCGGCAACUCACAGCACGAGAUUGGUCUUAUUUUGCAGUGACCAGUGACGCUUUUUUUUGGCCUCAUGGGGC